AUGCAGUCGUGCAAAGACGGCGGUAAUUUGGCUUGGCGUUACUGGCUUAUCGUUCACAACGAGUGGACAUUGCCGCUCCGAAGAAGAGCCUGCCAAGGGAGGCAAUGCAAUUUGGGGCGGAAACGAGCUGCUGACAAGGACGAAAAGACUAAUACCAAAUCAAAACAAGAGGAAAAGUCUGAAGCUAAAGACGGCAGCGACAAGCCAGCCAAGCGACCGGCCAAGAAGGCCAAACCGUCACUUCCAGACAUUCAGAUGCGUAUCGUCUUGACUGAGUUCACUCGCUGGACUUUGGACAAGGGCACCCUGCUCGAUAUUGAGGACUUUAUCCUCAAAGACAAAGAGGCCGUGAAAAGGCACCACAUGGUCCUUGAGACAUCAGGUCGCUCGAGCCAAUGCAAACAGAGGCAAACUGCUUGUUGGUGUCCCCAUCUGUUGCACAAAAAAAACCGCAAUGAUCCAGACAACUACAAAGCCAUAGCUGAUGCGAACGGCGCGAUCUUGAACAUCGAUCGGGCUCGAAGCGGGACGACAAUCCGAUCCACAACCGCAGAGGAGGGGGAUAACGCGCCACCCAAGCCGGUCUAUCUAUUAAGCAGCACACGUCCUGGUGAGAAAUUCUGUGAUAUGGCGUACAUUGCCAGCAUGGAGCCUCGAAUUGUUCCAUCUGACUAG
Fusarium oxysporum Fo47 is the source of this 675-nucleotide messenger RNA. RefSeq lists its product as uncharacterized. Lineage: Eukaryota; Fungi; Ascomycota; Sordariomycetes; Hypocreales; Nectriaceae. The transcript has 2 exons. The record is from RefSeq and is a predicted model, not a curated record. Bases 1 to 675 code for a protein of 224 amino acids.